Fusarium coffeatum is the source of this 1098-nucleotide messenger RNA. RefSeq lists its product as uncharacterized. Lineage: Eukaryota; Fungi; Ascomycota; Sordariomycetes; Hypocreales; Nectriaceae. The coding region runs from base 1 to 1098 and encodes 365 amino acids. The record is from RefSeq and is a predicted model, not a curated record. The transcript is spliced from 2 exons.
AUGCAUUUCUCUACACUCUUUGCCUCUGCGGGCCUCAUCAGCUCUGCCUUUGCUGGCCUUUUACCUCGAUCUUACAGAGUCCCUUCAUCCAACGGCUUCCCCAACCCUGAUCAGGAGCAGCUUAACACUAUCAACCUCCAGGCUGGCGGUAAACUACCUGGCGCUCCUCUUCCCACCUCUCUUGGUGAUGGCUCCACAGUAGCUUUCCAGCUCAUCGCAUUCAAUGAGCUUUUUGAGACUGCCUACUUCAGCUCUCUUCUCUACAACGUGACCGAAGGUGUAGAGAACUACCAAGUUGAUGGCGAUAAGCUUGCGGAAGCUCAGAAGAUUCUUAAGACUGUCAUUGCUCAAGAGGAGCACCAUGCUCUUGGUGCCCUAGCCACGCUCAAGUCAGCGGGCAAGUUUGCUCCUUCGCCUUGCAAAUACCAGUUCCCCGUCGAUAACCUCAAGGAUGCUAUUCUCCUGGCCGGUACCUUUACAGAUGUUGUCCUCGGUGCUCUUCAGGAUGCCAAUGUCAUCUUCAGCAAGGAGGGUGCUCCUGAGGUUGUCCGCCUCAUCUCAUCGGUCAUUGGCCAGGAGGGUGAGCAGAACGGUUUCUACCGCCUCUAUCUCGAUCAAGUCCCCUCUGAGUCCCCCUUCCUGACUACUGUCCCCGCUGCCUUUGCCUGGUCUGCUCUCCAGGCCUUUGUCGUCCCUGGAUCAUGCACUGAGGACAUCAGCCAAAUCAAGCUGCCCAUCUUCCCUGGCCUGAUGGUCAACGGUGGCGCCAUUGCUGUUCUUGAGCCCAAGGACCAGACCCUCUCCUUCAGCGCCACUCUCGACAAGUCCCACAGCGGCGAGGACCUCUACAUUACCUACACCACCGGCCAGCAGCUUCCUUACAGCGUCAAGGCCGAGAACGUCAAAUGGGAUGGAGCUUCUGUCACUCUUGAUGCCAAUUUCCCCUUCUUCGAGCUUGUCGCUUCAGGCUUCUCCCAUGCUGCUUUGACCACUUCCAACAACAUCUCGACUCCCGAUGACGUUCCCACCUACACUCUCGCUGCUCCCGGUCUCAUCCAGGUCCAAAACCCUCUGACCGGUGACGAGAAGGGCUACUAA